This is a messenger RNA of Moneuplotes crassus, 637 nucleotides long. The record is from the annotation of a GenBank genome assembly. NCBI's taxonomy places the organism in Eukaryota, Ciliophora, Spirotrichea, Euplotida, Euplotidae.
UUUCAUUUGCCUACUUAUGUCGGAAGAGUACAAGUCGGUCUCUAUUAAGGUCGUCCUUAUUGGAGACUCAGGGGUUGGGAAAACCACUCUGGUGAACAGAUAUGUAAUGGACACAUUCGAUCCCUUCGAGCCUCCCACUCUUUCAGGCGGAUUUAGGACGAAAGAGGUAGUUAUAGAGGAACUUCAAACUAAAGUUUCGCUACAAAUAUGGGAUACAGCUGGCCAAGAGAGGUUCAAAUCUUUAGUAGAGAAUUAUUACAAAAAUGCUCAAUUCGCCAUCGUGUGAUACGAUAUCACUAUCGAUGAAAGUUUUGACUCUGCAAGGAAUUGGAUAGAAGAAGUCAAGGAAAAAGCUCCCGAUGACGUUCAAUUUUAUAUCUGAGGAACCAAGAGUGAUCUUAAUGAUCAAAGAGCCAUUCAACUCGUGAACGGGAUUAAGCUGGCUAAGGAGUAUAAUGCUCUCUUUGGAGAAACUUCAGCAAAGAAAAGCAUUGGAGUAAAUGAAGCAUUUGAACAAAUUGCGAGGAAUUAUGUUGAAAAUAAUGAAAAUAAUUUCGGGGCUGACGAGAGAAGGGAGACAGUACAACUAGAUAGCAAAAAGAAGAAAAAACGGUCAGGGAAAAAGAAAUGGUGUUAA